AUGUUGAGUAUCUUACGCCCCCAAUUACUUAAGACCACCAGAAGAUUUGGUGGCAGAUGGAUCCAUUCAUGUGCUCCACUUUUGAAUUCUUCUGUCCAUAGAAUCAACACUCAAUCUGAAGUGUACAAAUACUCUAAGGAAGGCCCUCUUCAUGUUAAGUUCACCAAUGAACACGAAUGGCUUGCUGUUUUCGGGGAUAACACUGCAUUUAUUGGUAUCACUAGCUACGCAUCAGAAGCUUUGGGAGAUGCUACUUACAUUGAAUUACCAGAACUUGGUGCUCGUUACGAAAGAGGUGAUCUGAUUGGUAGUGUUGAAAGUGUCAAGAGUGCUAGUGAAAUCUACACUCCAGUUACAGGUGAGGUUAUCUACGUUAACAAGAACUUGGAACUGAAGCCACAAAUCAUCAACGAAGACCCUAUGGGAGCUGGUUGGAUUGCUCAAAUCAAAUUAGAAGAUGUGAAGGAAUUAGAAGCUGAUGAGUUGAUGAGUGAAACCGACUAUGAAAGCUCCUUGCAAGACCUUGAAGAUUCUCAUUAA
Lizanozyma spartinae is the source of this 540-nucleotide messenger RNA. It is a transcript of the gene GCV3, whose product is annotated as glycine decarboxylase subunit H. Gene Ontology annotation, biological process: glycine decarboxylation via glycine cleavage system; protein lipoylation. Bases 1 to 540 code for a protein of 179 amino acids. Gene Ontology annotation, cellular component: mitochondrion; glycine cleavage complex; cytoplasm. The record is from RefSeq and is a predicted model, not a curated record. NCBI's taxonomy places the organism in Eukaryota, Fungi, Ascomycota, Pichiomycetes, Serinales, Debaryomycetaceae. The transcript has a single exon.